This is a messenger RNA of Alligator sinensis (Chinese alligator), 2761 nucleotides long. RefSeq names its product scavenger receptor cysteine rich family member with 4 domains (gene SSC4D). The coding region runs from base 101 to 1768 and encodes 555 amino acids. The record is from RefSeq and is a predicted model, not a curated record. Gene Ontology annotation, cellular component: membrane. The transcript is spliced from 12 exons. NCBI's taxonomy places the organism in Eukaryota, Metazoa, Chordata, Crocodylia, Alligatoridae.
UAAAUGUGUAUGGGAGGCUAAGUCAAGCUUCUGGACUCAGCCACCCCAGAAUGGAACUGGGGCACAGCGUGGCCUUGUGGAGAGAGCCCUGAGCAGGGACAUGGAAACUCUGGCUCUUACAUUGGCUUGCUGGGCAAACUUCAACCUCAGAGCUUUGUGGAAAAGGGAAGAGACAGGCAACAUAUUGGAAACUACCCCACUGCCGUUUCCAGAGGUGCGGCUAGUCAAAGGGCAAAGCCGCUGCCAGGGGCGUGUGGAGAUCCUCUACAAUGGCUCCUGGGGCACAGUAUGCGAUGAUGACUGGGACAUCGUGGAUGCCAAUGUGGUGUGUCGCCAGUUGGGUUGCGGCCAUGCCGUCGCCAUGCCAGCUACCCUCACCUUUGGCCAGGGGAGCGGGCCCAUCUUCCUGGAUAAUGUGGACUGCAAGGGGAGGGAGGCAGCCCUGAGUGAGUGCGGAAGCCACGGAUGGGGCAUCCACAACUGCUACCACUAUGAGGAUGUGGCUGUCACAUGUAAUGAGCUCUUGCCCACGCAAGCAAGCAGAAGACCAACCAGCAAGACUGUAACAGCCUCACUACAAAAUGGGAAAAAUGAUGGGAGCAUUCGGCUGGUGAGCGGGACUGAUGCCUGCCAGGGCAGAGUGGAGAUCUACUACCAAGGGCACUGGGGCACCGUGUGUGAUGAUGACUGGGGGCUGGCCGAUGCCAGUGUGGUUUGCAAGCAAGUGGGCUGUGGCCAUGCCCUGGACUACAAGAGCAAUGCCUACUUUGGCUAUGGCACAGGGCACAUCCUCCUGGACAAUGUGAACUGUGAUGGAGGCGAGCCCCACCUCUCAGCUUGCUACAGUCUGGGCUGGGGCGUCCACAACUGUGGGCAUCAUGAGGACGCAGGGGUCAUCUGCACAGGGCUGGGGAUGUCAACAGUCACACCAUUCACCACCUCAGUCACCUGGGAGUAUGGAAAGCCAUUCACCGGCACUGCCACAGUCACUGAUGGCAGAGAUCAGCUUUCUCCAGAGACUGAAGUGAUGACGACGGCUAUUUUUGCGAGGGGAAAGAAAAGUGGCAGCAUCCGGCUGGUGAGCGGGAACAGCAGCUGCCAAGGCCGAGUGGAGGUUCUGCAUCGCGGCACCUGGGGAACAGUGUGUGAUGACGACUGGGAUUUUGCCAACGCCCAGGUAGUCUGCAGGCAGAUGGGCUGUGGGUCUGCAGUGGUGGCCACGGUCCUGGGGUAUUUUGGCUACGGCACUGGGCCCAUCCUCCUGGACAACGUGGAUUGCAUUGGCACAGAGACCGACCUGGCGGAUUGCUUUAACUUGGGCUGGGGGCAGCACAACUGUGGGCACCAUGAGGACGCCGGCGUGAUAUGCAGAGGCAUGGAUGACUCAGGAGACCAUUUCAGAGAAGAUACAUAUGCGACUACAACCUCAACCACAACUCGCCCCAAGGAUGGAUUCCUGCGCCUGGUGAACGGCAGCCACCGCUGCGAAGGCCGCGUGGAGAUGUUCUUCCUGUCCCAGUGGGGAACAGUGUGUGAUGAUGCCUGGGACCUCAAGGAUGUCAAGGUGGUGUGCCGGCAGCUGGGCUGUGGGCAUGCCGUGGCGGCCUGGGGGGAGGCGCACUAUGGCCAGGGCAUUGGCUACAUCUUCCUUGACAACCUGAAGUGCAAGGGCAACGAGGCCUCGCUGCUGCGCUGCUCCCACAUCCGCUGGAACGUCCACAACUGUGACCACUCGGAAGACGCUGGCGCCGUCUGCAGCCUGCUAUGACCCUGCCAGCUGGGAGAAGCUGUCGCUCAGACUGAGGCUGGCCCAAGCUGCAAUGGAUCCCAGAUGCCAGUGGCACACGGUGCAAGGUGGGAUGGUUCCCAGCAGUGCCAUCCACAGGAUGCGAACCACACGUUCUACACACCUGUGUUCCCUGUACAUCACUGUAUAUAGCACAGGGCUGUAUUGAGCAAGGAAGCCCUGUUCUUGCUGCCAUGCCCUGCAGACCCUUCCCCUCUCACCUAGCGAUUCACCCAGGCCAGUUCCAGGUGCCUGGCUGAACAGGUACCAACCAGUGCCUCCUGGUUGCCUGAUACCCCAGGGACAUGGAGCAGAGCUGCUCAGUCCUCUGGGUUGGUUCCAUGGCUACUCCCUAUGGUGGGCGAGUAUUGAUCAGAAGAAAACCCUCAAAGCAAGAAGGAAAAUCACUGCCCAGUAGAGUCUCACUAGGAGAAAUGGCAGACACGCAGGUGCCCAGCAACCAGAGCCCAUGGAGAAUUCUGAAAACUUGAGUAUCAUUCCAGCAUGUGUCAGGGGACUAGGAUAUCUGCAGAGCCCCCAGAAGAUACAUUUUUGUUCAGACACUAGAGUGAUAAUGGCCACAUCCAGGCAGGCUCCCAAGUGACUUAGGAGCCUCAAUACAGCUCUAUUGUAAAGAUACUGGAGUACCCUGAAGCUGCAGGCUGCAGAGAUGUGUCUGUCUAGCCACUUGGUCAUGUAUUUCACUGUGCUCUGCUCCUGUUCUCAGACCAUGCUGGAAACUUUGGGGUCUCACCCUGGCAGGCUCCUUGCUGUCUGCCAUUCACCUUUGGUCAUUUUUCUGCCCUGGAGACUGGUGCAAUGUUGUCCCUGGGUGUGAGGGAGGGGAAGUUUUUGCUUACUGACAAGGGAUUCACUCCCAGGACUUGCAUGCAUCUGCCUGGGCCAUGUGUUUGUGUGAUUCCUUUGUUAAUCGAGUGGGCGUGUCCCAGGGUUUUUCCACUUUUCUUACAUGUU